Molecule: messenger RNA, 411 nt
Organism: Parascedosporium putredinis
Lineage: Eukaryota; Fungi; Ascomycota; Sordariomycetes; Microascales; Microascaceae
Source: the annotation of a GenBank genome assembly
AUGGUCGUGGACAAGGCCUACUACGACCUCCUCGGCGUGGAGCCAGGGGCGACCGACAUUGAAAUCAAGAAGGGCUACAGAAAGGCAGCCAUCAUCCACCACCCAGACAAGAACCCCGAUGACCCCAGCGCGAGCGCCAAGUUUCAAGAAAUUGGCGAGGCAUAUCAAGUCCUCUCCGACCCUCAGCUCCGUGCCGCCUACGACAAAUAUGGCAAGGAGUCCGCCCGGCCCUCGGAGGGUUUCGUUGACCCCGCCGAGUUCUUUACCUCCAUCUUUGGCGGCGACGCUUUCAUCGACUGGAUCGGCGAGAUCUCCAUCAUGAAGGACCUGACAGCGGCCAUGGAGAUCGCCAUGCAAGGAGAGCUCGAGGAAGGGUCCGAGGGCGAGUUCCCGGAACUGAGGAGGCCAUGA